CAUUGGUAUUUGAUCCACGUCCCCGCCCCUUUCCUCCUGCUCCGCGCUGCGCCGCUCCUCACACCCGGCGCACCAGCGGGACAGUCCGGCUGUACCACGGACCGCAAGAGCCCCAAAUACAUUUCUAUUGGAAAGAUAAUAAACCCGGAGUGAAGAAGUCUCCUUUUCUUCCGUCCGCGCAUUGCUGAAGGAAUCAGAACCGGUGAAAAAGCUGGGUGGUAGCAGCCAGGCCUUGCCCAAAAACAGGCAUACCCCAUACUGGGGGCAACGGAGGAGAUAAAGGAUUAGAGGAUAAUCCAUGAUGGUUUCAUGCGGCAACCACAGAAGCAUUUGCAGCUGGAUUCAAACCUAUUUCUGAGCUGAUGUCGACAAAGCCAAAGGCAAGCAGGGGAAACCAGGCGACCUGACCACACUCCAACCAUCCCAGCUGCUUCCAGGAACACAACUGCACAGUGUUCUCCUUAAUUUACGUCUGUUUAAUUCAGCCAGCUAUGCUGAACGACGAGCUACCAAGAGUGGGACAGAGCUUGGCCUGUGCUAAAUAAACAGAGAUAAUGAUCCAGUGAAGUAUUUGGCGCUGCAGGUCUGGAGUUCAACUUUUCAGAUUUAGAAAUUACACGCUUUCAAGAUCUUGGAUUAAUCCUACGGAUUUAUUUUUUAAGUCUAUACUUUGGACUGCUGAACUUUCAAUGAUUUUUGCAUAAAUCUAAGAAGAAAAAAAGUAGAACUUUAGUGGAAUAAAAGGCACUGUUUGAGAUACCUUUUCAAGAAUUAUACAGCCAUUCACCUCUUGGAACCAUGAAUCUUCAGGAGAAGCUAUCAGGCCUAAAAGGUCUGGUCACACACUCCCACAGCAAGCGGCGCCAUAAAGGUGACCUCACGUUGGAAAUGAUCAGCCCUCCUAUGGGUGACUUCCGCCACACCAUGCACGUGGGCCGUGGCGGCGAUGUCUUCGGUGACACCUCUUUCCUCAGCAAUCAUGGUGGCACAGGCAAUGGGAACAACGGGGAAACAGAUUCCAUCUCUUCCCCUGACAACAAGAUCGGAGCGUUUUUCUCCAAGACACUCCGUCAAAUCAGGAGGGGCUCUGACAACCGACCAACAGGAGGACCAAAGGAUUUGUCACCGCCACCCCCUGCCAUUUCUCCCAUCAUCAAGAAUGCUGUCUCUCUCCCCCGGCUGGAUGUUGAUAUGCCUAAUGGAUGCCCAACAACCAAAGUGCUCUUUCCCAGUUCCCAAAGCACACCAGAGGAGAUGAAAAGCUCUUAUGGUCUGGACUCUGGUUUUGUCACUCUGCCUCGGCUCUCCCGCUCCGAGCGUCAGCAGCCUUCCAUCUCCCUCCCUACCUGCCGCCCCCCCAACAUCCACCGCGGCUCUCUAACUGACCCCACUGAUGCCAUCUUAUCCACCUGCUCCUCCUCCGUCUUGAGCUGUGACGCUAAACCAGCAACUGCUUACUCUGACUCCCUUCCCUCACUCACCUCCUUGGAUAACUUCACCUUCACCUUUGACCUCGGUCCCUCCCUCAUGAGCGAGGUGUUCGGCCUGAUUGACAGCCACCUGGAGGACCCCGGCCAUGCCUGGGAGGGAGAGGAGGCGGGAUCAGCGUGUGGGCUGACCAAUGAGGGAUCAGAGAUGGACUCAGCUACUAUCUCAUACGUGGAUUCCCUCCUGAGGGAGGACUGCGGGGACAGAAAGAGCCCGCACGACGCCGAAUGGGAAGUAGAAGAGGAGGAGAGUGUGAUGGAGGUGAGCAGAGUCGGGCUUUCAGUUACAGUCCCUGAUGUGGUGAUAGGGUCUCCUGAAAGAGUGAAGUUGGGGAUGGGGAUGGAGAGUGAGCGCUUCCAGAGUGCUACAGAUGUGCUUGCUCGCCACUAUGGCAUCAGACCCUUAAAGGGACAGAGCAGGAUUGAGGCGAAAGAUCCUGAGACGAUGAUCAUCAGCCAGCCCAGGAAAAAUAUCUCCUACAACUACAUGGACGAUGAGGAUGAAAUUAAAGUCUAAACAAAGCAAACACUCAACACUUAACUUUAAACAAAUCUUCUCUGAUGUUUGGUCUUUAAGAAAUUCCCAAAAUCGUUUUUUUUAAUGGUCAAUGAGGCUGGCUCUUUUGACUGGAUGAUCAUUAGAACUAUACCCCGUGCUUAAAGCGGAUCUUUUACUUUAUACGCCCAUGCUUUAAGGAUUUGCAGUUUUGAUGCAAAGCUGUUGAUGAAUGUAUCUGAAAGAAGUUAAAAAAAAAGACUUGAUGCUGCAUGUUUCCUAACGCUGCACAGAACGGGGCAGAAUGCUUAUUUCCUAAAGGACUGGGCUUGAAAAAAAUGACUCAAACAAAAAGGAGGCAUGGAAAGUGAGGGCGUGCAAGACAACGUGGUUUAAGUUGUCUCCAAGGAAACACAAACUUUAGUAAAUGCAGAAGUUACAAACCUUAUUCCUCACUUUAAAGUCAACACUUCAUCGCUUCCUCCAUGGACUGUAAAUAAACGAGCACGAGCCUGAGUGACAUCAUCCAUAGGUUUGUGAAGGGCGGUUUUGGAAAGCUAUCCUUAACUGAAAUGCUGACUCUGUCAAACUUUCGUUCAACCUACAGACAGGCAAAGAGCUGGAGCUGAGGCGGGCCUUAAGCCUCCUGUCAAACUGCUACAACAUGGCAACUUGCAGUCAGAUCUGUCACGCCCUUAAUUUUCCACAACUCUGAUUAUUAACAUGUUAAUUUCUGCUGUCAAAACGGACAUUUCAAUAUGGGGUGUAUACAGGACUUCUGAGUCUUUUGGAGCCAGCCUCAAGUGGACACUCGAGAAACUGCAGCGUUGGCUUCAGUUUUCAACAGGACGGAGGAUUCUUGUUGCAGGUCCAGUUGCUACAGUUGAGAACAGUGAGAAGUGGGGAUUCAAAAAAAAAAGUAACCUUAUAAGAAACUUCUGACAUCACUACAAUCUUCGUCAACUUUUCGCUCAGGAAUACACUACCAAGAAACAAAAAAAAGGGAAGGAACACGAGACGCCUGUUAUCUCAGACUUCGCUAGAUACACCAGAGAAAUGCAAACAUCUCGCUCUUCAUGGAUCGAGGGAAGAUGUCAAGUCAUACCUGUUUGUGCUUGUAGCAACUUAAGACUGAACCUUUGCUCAUUGUAUGCUGCAGACCUCCAUUAUAAAUACUCUGUGCACCUUUCAUGAUAAUGAAGUCUGACUCCUGUAUUAUUUUUAUAGAAGAAUCGUCCUAUAUUUGAUCUUUUAUACAGCUGUAAAUGAAGAUUUUAAAUGACCUCCUACUAAUAUGUUCUUGUGUGCUAUUUGUACUAGUAUGAGCACCUGCAGUACACAGUGCAAUCCACAUCCUUAUGCUGCAGUCAUGACCAAUGAUACACUAUGCUGAAACUGACAAUAAAGAUAUUUUAGUUGAAUGCUCA
Messenger RNA from Labrus bergylta (ballan wrasse), 3410 nucleotides. The record is from RefSeq and is a predicted model, not a curated record. NCBI's taxonomy places the organism in Eukaryota, Metazoa, Chordata, Actinopteri, Labriformes, Labridae.